AUGGAAACAGGGCCAAAUCAAUCCCAAGUUCAAAGCACCUCAAGCCCGAACAUUACAGCGACGACAACUAAAUUCAUCGCAACAGAUGGAAGUGAGACACGUGAGGAAAUGACGCCCGAAUUAAGAGCCGUCAAGCUAACUCUUUACGUCAUUAUAUUUCUUGUAAGCGCUGUAGGCAAUUCCCUUGUCUGCUCAGUCAUUUUGCGGAGGAAAAAAAUGAAAACAGUGACGAACUAUUUCAUAUUAAACCUAGCGAUUGCCGACUUGAUUUUUACCUGCAUUUGUAUUCCCUUUGAUAUUCCAGUACAAGAGAUGGGACACCAAUGGCCCUAUGGUGCGCUGUUAUGCAAAGUCAUAUACCCUCUGCAAACUCUGUCACUUUUUGCGUCCAUUUUCACGCUGACGGCUGUCAGUUUAUCGCGUUAUUGGGCAAUAAAUCACCCGCUACGGCAACAGCUUACAAUUAAAUGUGCCAAAAGGAUAAUACUUGGGAUAUGGAUAGCGUCCCUCAUUUCUGUUACGCCUUACAUAAGUGUGUUAAGAAAAGACAGCGAGACAGCUGGCAAGUGCGAGGAACACUGGCCAAGUAAACAUUCGAGAAAAACCUACACAGCAUGGUUAUUCGUGUUUGAAUAUCUUUUGCCACUGACCAUUAUCGCGGGCGCAUAUAUAAGCAUUGGUUGGGAACUUCGAAAACGCGCGAAAAAUAGUAAUCGCUAUUUACAAGAUCUCCAAGCUGAGGAGACAAAGAAGGUGGUACGCAUGCUCAAAGUUGUAACACUACUGUUUGCAGUAUGUGUUUUACCAAACAAUGUCAUGUGGCUUUGGUUGGACUUUGGUAAAGCUGAAGAUGAAUACAGUAGAUUUUGGGAUCUAGUGGCGUUUUGUAACAUAAUAACAUUUGCGAACAGCGCGGCCAAUCCUAUUUGUUACAGCAUCUUGAACGAAAGUUAUCGCAACGCAUUCAAGGAUCAUUUGCUUAAACUAUACUAUAAGAUAACAGGGAACCCUUCACGAGUCCGAAAAGAUUUUUCACGAAUAAAUGACUCGGUAAACGUAAGUAGAAAAACAUACAGAUCAGCCACCAUGACUAGUUUGGGAAGCUUCAUUAUAAAGACAAGUAGAUCAUCGACUGUAACGAGUUCCGCUGGAAGUUUGUGUACGAAGAGAGAUCCAUCGCCAAUAAUGACUACUUCUGCUUUAUGA
This is a messenger RNA of Porites lobata, 1206 nucleotides long. The record is from the annotation of a GenBank genome assembly. NCBI's taxonomy places the organism in Eukaryota, Metazoa, Cnidaria, Anthozoa, Scleractinia, Poritidae.